Messenger RNA from Saxophila tyrrhenica, 1119 nucleotides. RefSeq lists its product as uncharacterized. The record is from RefSeq and is a predicted model, not a curated record. The coding region runs from base 1 to 1119 and encodes 372 amino acids. Lineage: Eukaryota; Fungi; Ascomycota; Dothideomycetes; Mycosphaerellales; Extremaceae. The transcript has a single exon. Gene Ontology annotation, molecular function: zinc ion binding.
AUGUACCGUGGCGGCGGCAACAAUCGCUACCGCAGUCGAGGGAACUACUCUGGAAGAGGUCGCGGCAACGGCAGACAAACAACCCGCCAGCGAGGCCUAUUCGCGGACGGUAUCUGGCAUUGUGACUGUACUCCACGCUUACCCGCCGAGCACUUCAAGACGAGAAAGGAGGGUCCGAAUCAAGGCAGAUGGUUCUACACUUGCCAGAAGCCGAAGGGAGAGGGAUGCGGCUUCUUCUUGUGGGAUGAUGACGCCAAACCGAGAGAGGAGGCUGCGGUGUUGAGUGGAAAGCGGUCAGAGCCGGGCGGAGAGACUGCUCAAGAAGGUUGGAAUGCUGGCAGGCCGACGGUCGAGCCCCAAGGCAAAGGGCUGUUUGAAGGGCAUGCAGACGAAACCGCAAGGUACGAGAGAGACGCUUCUACUGCCAGUCCGACGCCACCACCUUCACGAAAAUCGAACGGCCCGAGUACCGGUGGCUCCAAGCGAACGGCAAGGGACGCUGAACUGGACGAGUUCGAUCUAGACGAUGUGGGAGCUCGAGACAUGGAGAAGCUAGCAAAUUCACUUCCGCCAGAAACACCGCACAAGAUACAGAAGACCGGUGUAUACGCAACCCCAGCGACUACAGGAAAGCGGAAGCUCCCCUGGCUUGAAGAGCCUGUCACGCCCGCGACCUCUACGAAAUCAACAACGGGAUACUUCGAUACACCGUCGAAGGGUGAGACACAGAGCUCUAUCUCUGUUGCCGAGCCUGAGACUCCAGCCGUUCCACACACCAUAGCAACUGCAGCAUCGCCCUCACCACCGACGAGGUACAAGGAUGCACUGCACAACCCUGCAGACUCAGCAAGCUCUCUAACCAGCGAGGUACUGGCCGCUUUGUCCUCCGUCACAAUGCCUGCAGAGGUCCGGGAGAGCCUUCGGAGCAUAUGCACGAAACAUGAUCUGAGGUCGCAAGGAUUUGUGAGAGGCCGCGACAUCUCGCGCCUGGCCAUCAAGGCGAAGGAUGCCAAGAUUACCGAACUGCAAGCGCGGAUAGCGAGUAUGCAAGCCGACAAUGAGGUUGAGAAGAGCCUGAACAGGAUGAAACGGUGGCAAAGUGAGGGUCGUUUAGAGUAG